CAAUCCGGCCGAAACGACAGUACCGGGUCAUUCUGUCCCGAGAGCGCACACCCUGGGAAGCCGACAUCGGGACCGCGCGUUCCAGGCGGAGCAUAGGGGGAGCGCACGCCUGCGCCGGGGGCCUCGCUCGAGUUCCAGGGUGGAAGGUUGCGCGUUUGAGUGUCCAUGGCAACGCGACGCUUCCGCCUUCUGGAAGCCUUGGCUCCAGCUCCGGUAGUGUGAGACCGGUCCCAGUGGGAGGGACCCGGGCUGGGGAGGACGGAUGGGGGUUCGAGGGGGUGGGGGGCUCGAGAAGCUGCUGGGAACAUUUGCCCGAGGGAUUGAGCUAAACUAAGAAAAACCGGUCCAAGGCUCAGCACAAAAGGAUCUUUUCAUCCAGUUCUUUCGCCCACGCAGGGAACGAUGCCUCUGGAGGUGGUGGUGGAGCUGCAGAUCCGGGCGAUUUCUUGUCCUGGAGUGUUCCUUCCUGGCAAGCAAGAUGUGUACCUUGCUGUUUACCUCCUGAAUCAGUACCUGGAGACAGAGUGCUUUCCCUCUGUGUUCCCUAUUAUGAUUCAGCAGAACAUGAGGUUUGAAAAGGUAUUUGAAAAUGCAAUCGAUCCUGGAGCUGUAGUAGACAUUUUAGAAACCUUCCUAACCAGGUUUGAAUUAAUACAGCGAGUGCCUCCAGUAUGGGCAGAGUUGGCCUACUAUGAAGAAAACACACGGGAUUUUCUGUUCCCUGAGCCCAAGCUGACACCUUCACACCCUGGGAUGUGUAGGGAGGUGCUCAUGAAGACGGUUGCAGGUUUUCCGGGCAUUGCUCCCAAAAUAGAGUUUUCUACAAGGACAGCCAUCAGAGAAUGUGUGUUUCUGCACAGAAACAGAUUUCUUGAAGAAAGGUAUAAGUCUAGAAAGCCCUUAUCUACUUCAUAUGGACCAAAAUUCCCCUUGAGUGAUAUAAAGGUGAAGCCAAAGGAGAGUAAUCUCGACAGACUCCCCCAAAGCAUGCAAUCCCGUGCGCCCUCUCCAUAUUCCACCAGGCGUUUCUUCCAGGACCAGCCAGCUCAACUGAACUUUGGAAAUAAUUUCAAAAUCUCCAGACAAAGCAAACCUCCAUUUGUGGUUAGACAUGUGGACAGCGCAAAGCCCUUUGGUGAGAAUAUUUCAGAGCAUCAUUCCCGGAAGUCUAGAAGAAAAUCUAAGUUUUCAAACUUUCCGUUUCCAGUGAGAAGAGCUUCUUCUCUUGACAGCCUUGCAGCUAACGUAAAGGUUAUCAAAGAGCCAGAUGAACGGAUUGUUUUAAGGAAUGAAUCACCAUCACCUUUAGGUUCAAGUAAGUUUGGAAAGCCCUCACCCAGUUACAGUAACCAAGGGGAUGCCGAUUUCCACCGGGAAACUUCAUUUGCUACCUCCCAGCACUCCAGAUCUCCCAGCCCUCUUCGGGAUCAGCCCCUCCUCCGAGAAAGGUUCCAUCCUAAUUCUCAGUCUACAUGGAAGAAGAUCCAUGAAAGGGUAUGCAGUCUUCUGACAUCCCACAGAGCUCAGCAGCACCCAGACGAGAAAGAUUCUAUCUCUGAAGUAAAUUAUAUCCUUGAAAGACCCAGCUACCAUCUGAAGAAAUACCCAGUGCAUGAACAGAGAUAUUUUUGAGCUGCUGUCUUAUGGGAAAGGGAAUGAAAGCUGGAGGAGCAUCAGGAAGAAAUCCCUCAUCGAAUCAUCUGACACAUCCUUAGAGAAAUGGACAACAAUUUUUGUUAUGUGUGUCGAGUUACCAGUAUCUAAUCCCCUUUAAAUCAAACCCUGUACUCAGUCUUUUGUACCCAGGUAAGAGUCAUUGAUUAAAGAGUUUGGUGUUUGGGGCUCAUA
This is a messenger RNA of Ceratotherium simum simum (southern white rhinoceros), 1848 nucleotides long. Lineage: Eukaryota; Metazoa; Chordata; Mammalia; Perissodactyla; Rhinocerotidae. The record is from RefSeq and is a predicted model, not a curated record.